UGGGAGCCCUCAAAGAAUGUGCUGUUUGACAGUCGGGAUGUCAAAUUUGUGGAGAACAUCAUGUAUGGCAAGUGGGAGAAGCAGCCAGAGGCAAGGGUCACCCAGCAGCUGGAAGAGAUCACUAUGCACUUCGAUUUGUCCGAACCUGAGGACAGCGAAGUCACUGCGCCAACGGCAAGCGGUACUGAUGAAAGAAGCAAUGAGGAUAUUGCAGCUAAUGCUGACGUCAAGGAUCCGGAGCAGCAGCAGCAAGAGGCUUCCAAAACACCAAAGGAGGUGUACAUGGUUCAACCACCUGGCUAUGAGGAUGGAACCAGUCGUGUCUGCAAACUUAACAAGGCCAUCUAUGGCUUGAAGCAGGCCCCGAGAUGCUGGUACAACAGGCUGGCCAGUGCACUGGAAGGGAUUGGAUUCCGUGCGAGUGCAUGCGACGAAAGCCUAUUCCUGAUGGGCGAGGGGGAGUCGCUUGUGCUUCUGCUGGUGUACGUGGAUGACAUCCUGCUCUUCAGCAGCAGUGACAAGGAGAUCGAUGUGGUGCAGCGGAAGCUCACAGAGCAGUUCAAGUGCAAGUCACUUGGAGAGGCAAGGUACUACCUGGGAAUGCACAUUGAGCGGGAUACUGAACGUGGCUGGCUCAAACUGCAUCAGGGACAGUACAUCAACACCUUGGCUGAGAAGUACUCUCUGCAGGAAGAACGGGAAGUGGUUACACCUUUGCCUUCCGAGUUCAAACUCAUAAAGGCAGCUGAAGGAGAAGGAGUUGAAAGUGAAGACCAGAGGAAAUUCCAAUCCAUGAUGUGCUUGGAUUGUGCAUGACAUCGAGCACAUUCCAACGAGCCAAUAAUUGUUGGAAUCGGAGCACAUAUGAAGAAGUUACGAAGAAAUGUUUGAUGGAUUU
This is a messenger RNA of Closterium sp. NIES-67, 898 nucleotides long. The record is from the annotation of a GenBank genome assembly. NCBI's taxonomy places the organism in Eukaryota, Viridiplantae, Streptophyta, Zygnematophyceae, Desmidiales, Closteriaceae.